AUGCCGCCUAUUGCGAUUGCAGCAUGUUUCCUUUUCAACAAGCGAAUCGUGCCACAAGAUGAUUAUUUCAGAUUGCGAAUAAUUGCUUUCGAAAAUAUACAUUCUGAUAAUUCGUUGCAGAAAGAAGGCUAUUGGAGUGAUGCAGUAAUGUCAUCGCCAACACCACCACCUGUACCUAAACAUCGUCAUCAAGUGGAGUCCGAAGAACUUUGCGCAUCGAUCACAAAUGAACUAGGUUAA
This is a messenger RNA of Anisakis simplex (herring worm), 240 nucleotides long. NCBI's taxonomy places the organism in Eukaryota, Metazoa, Nematoda, Chromadorea, Rhabditida, Anisakidae. The record is from the annotation of a GenBank genome assembly.